Meloidogyne enterolobii is the source of this 468-nucleotide messenger RNA. NCBI's taxonomy places the organism in Eukaryota, Metazoa, Nematoda, Chromadorea, Rhabditida, Meloidogynidae. The record is from the annotation of a GenBank genome assembly.
AUGGAAUUCUCUCCAUUGGACUUUCCUCUUAACAUUUCUCGUGAAAUGCUCCAACAAUCCAAAAUUCUUAAAGUGAUCCGAAAGAAUUUGGUCAAGAAGUGUAUCGAACUUUUUGAUGAAAUUGCUGAAGACAAGGACAACUUUAAGAAAUUUUAUGAACAAUUCAGCAAGAAUCUUAAGUUGGGUAUUCACGAAGAUUCUGUCAACCGUAAAAAGCUUGCCGAAUAUCUCCGUUACAACACUUCCUCUUCUGGCGAUGAACUUGUUAGCUUGAAGGAUUAUGUUGGACGAAUGAAGGAGAAUCAGACUUGCAUUUAUUAUAUUACUGGCGAGUCUAAAGAAGUUGUUCAAAACUCAGCUUUUGUUGAACGUGUUAAGAAGCGAGGUUUUGAAGUUAUUUAUAUGGUUGAUCCAAUUGAUGAAUAUUGCAUUCAACAAUUGAAAGAAUGCAAUUUGCAAAGUUAUUAA